Spinacia oleracea (spinach) is the source of this 1065-nucleotide messenger RNA. Its product is annotated as peptidyl-prolyl cis-trans isomerase CYP19-4. Gene Ontology annotation, cellular component: intracellular membrane-bounded organelle; cytoplasm. Lineage: Eukaryota; Viridiplantae; Streptophyta; Magnoliopsida; Caryophyllales; Amaranthaceae. Gene Ontology annotation, biological process: protein folding; protein peptidyl-prolyl isomerization. Bases 81 to 803 code for a protein of 240 amino acids. Gene Ontology annotation, molecular function: cyclosporin A binding; peptidyl-prolyl cis-trans isomerase activity. The transcript is spliced from 8 exons. The record is from RefSeq and is a predicted model, not a curated record.
CCGUUAAUCAAGUAAUCAGUGAUCUCCCACCAAAAAAGAAAGCUCAGCAAAAGUGGGAAAUCAACCAAGCUCAAAAAAACAUGGCGAUAUCGAAACGGAUCGUAUUUCCAGCUCUCCUAUGGCUUCUCGCUCUCUUCGCAUUCUUACUUCUUAUUCUGAACCAUUUAAAUGAUCCUGGAUCAUCUGAAGUGCAGAAAGUUAGGGAUCCACGCAUAAAUAGUGAUGAUCUAGGGAGUGUAAAAGAGGGGAAGGCGUCCAUUGAUGGGAUGAGAGAAGUGACUCACCGGGUUUUUUUCGAUGUCGAGAUUGAUGGGAAGCCUGCUGGAACAAUUAUUAUGGGCCUCUUUGGAAAAACAGUCCCCAGAACUGUAGAGAAUUUUCGAGCUCUAUGCACGGGGGAGAAAGGAACUGGAAACAGUGGGAAACCUCUGCACUUUAAAGGAAGCAAAUUUCACCGGAUCAUUCCAAGUUUUAUGAUUCAGGGAGGAGAUUUCACUGUUGGUGAUGGCCGUGGUGGAGAAUCUAUAUAUGGUGAGAGGUUUGCAGAUGAGAACUUCAAACUGAAGCAUACCGUCCCAGGACUUCUAUCAAUGGCAAAUGCUGGACCAGAUACCAAUGGAUCACAGUUCUUUAUUACAACUGUUAAAACAAACUGGUUGGAUGGGCGGCAUGUUGUGUUUGGUGAAGUGUUGUCGGGAAUGGAUGUCGUCCACAAGAUUGAAGCACGUGGAACACAAAAUGGAAUUCCGAGAGGAAAAGUCGUGAUAUCCAAUUCCGGGGAAAUGAAAUCAUCAUCAUCAUGAUUCAAAAAGGCACUGUACGCCGAUUAUCAGAUAUUUCUACCCAGUUUCCCUUGACGUUGACGAUAAUUAUCCAGAUAUUUCUUGGAAGAACCUAUACUAGCAUCUUGUGUAAUGUCGACAUUAUUGUAAUCCUGGCAUAAUUUGCCACUUUCCAAAUCAGUAAGACAGUAACCUUCUAUUGUAGAGUUGCACUAUAUUGCACAAUUCUUUGUUCAAUAUUCUGAAAUGACAUGACAAUAUGACAUAAUAGUUGGAUUAUUCA